Messenger RNA from Aspergillus campestris IBT 28561, 1032 nucleotides. RefSeq lists its product as uncharacterized. The coding region runs from base 1 to 1032 and encodes 343 amino acids. The transcript is spliced from 2 exons. NCBI's taxonomy places the organism in Eukaryota, Fungi, Ascomycota, Eurotiomycetes, Eurotiales, Aspergillaceae. The record is from RefSeq and is a predicted model, not a curated record.
AUGUCGACCUCCCCGGCCUCAGACCCCCAAAUUCCGACCCCUCAAUCGCCGCCCCCGCUGACUACCAUCAGCGCUUUAGCCCGCUUCGAAUUCGAAGCUGGCAAGGCCAACGAUGGGACCAAGGUCUUGAUGAUCGAAUGGGAGGACCAAGACCACCGCCCCUCCUCCGGCUCCUGGCACGUCACCUGGGAAGGCAAGCAGGCUGUCCUCCCCGCCGACGAACAAGCCAACGACCACACCCGCCGCCUCUACUUCCUCCUACCACCCCACGUUACCAUCCCGCCCGUCAUCUCCCUCGCCUACGCGCCCCGGGACCAACGAGACGGUCCCGACCCUCCCCUCUCGCUCAACCCCCUCCCCGCCAUCUUCCCCCCGGAGCUGGGCGCCACGGGCUCCUCCGCCGGCCGCAAGGGCGUCCUGCACACCAUCUGGGCCAAGAAGCGCCUGCGCGUCCUUGACCAGGAGAUCCAGCAGGAAUGCGAGAGUAACGUCGAGGGCGUCGCCCUCCACAUGGCGCUGCAGGAGAAGGACUGGAUCGAGACCAAUUUCGGCGUCUCCAACCAGCACUCCCACCUGUCCAAGACGAAGGAUGCUGCUUCUACUGCGAACCCCGCGUAUCCCAUGGGACCGACGACCCCCGUGUCGCCCACGACGGGAGGGAAACUGGGCGAGAAACUCAAGGGACUGAAGUUGCAGACGGGGGAUGGGCAAUUGUCGCCUCUAUCGGACGCCCACCACCUCCUCUCCCCCGAAUCCCCCGACGUAGCCGUCUCCUCCUUCAACUCCUUCCACCGGCAGACGCAGCCCCAAUCCCAGACUCAACCGCAAACCCAACCCCACAUCAAAGCCGUCCUCCCCCCGGAAUCCAUCCAGGCGCAGCAACCCGCCCACGGCUUCGCCGCUAUGGGCACAAUGGGCACCAUGGGACGCUCAUCCGGCGGCGACGACGAACUCUUUGCCAAGGCAUUGAGUCCGCGCACGCCUGACCUCCCCCGGAGUCCGUUCUCGUUUGCGCCGGAGAGGUUGGUUUGA